This is a messenger RNA of Xenopus tropicalis (tropical clawed frog), 1329 nucleotides long. RefSeq names its product proteasome (prosome, macropain) assembly chaperone 2 (gene psmg2). The record is from RefSeq and is a predicted model, not a curated record. NCBI's taxonomy places the organism in Eukaryota, Metazoa, Chordata, Amphibia, Anura, Pipidae. Gene Ontology annotation, cellular component: nucleus. The coding region runs from base 52 to 828 and encodes 258 amino acids. The transcript is spliced from 8 exons.
UACACACUCCAUUUUGUGUGGUAUUUGGAAGGAAACUAAGGUGGAAACAUCAUGGAGUCUGUAGCAGAUAAAGAAACUGCAUCCUCCAUAAACGCUGAGCCAGCCAUAUCAGUUGGAAAUGUUGGGCAAUUAGCCAUUGAUUUGAUUAUUUCAACUUUGAAAAUACCAAAAGUGGGGUAUUUUUACACAGAUUGCCUUGUACCUAUGGUUGGAAGCAAUCCAUAUGAAACUGACGAAGAGAAUGCAAAGGAACUCUGCACAAACGCUGAAGUGUAUGCAUUGCCAUCCCAGAAACUUGCAGUUCUCCAGCUAAGAUCACUUGUUAUAAAGAAAAAAUCCAAAUCCUUUCGGCAAGCCCUGGUUUCCUGGAUUAAAAGAUGUGCUUUUGCCAGAGUGAUUCUUCUCUCAAGUUGCCAUGCUUAUCACAGAGAUGAUACACAGCUUUUUGGAACACCAUUCCGUUACUUGGUCACUCCAGCUUUACAGAAAUCUGUGGCAGAUGUGCUAAAAGAACUGGAAUGGAAGGAAAUGGAAAAGGUGUCUUCUUACCCAGGGCUGAACGAUAACGAGAAAAGGGUUUUCAUUCCAGGAGGAGGUUUUACAAAGCGAUUUUAUGAUGAUUGUUGUUUAGAAGACCUUCAAAUGGCUGUUGUGUUAAAAUUCUGUUCUGAAGGUGACAAUGUACCGGAUGCCUUUUCUCUACUUAAUCAAGUCAAUGAGUGGCUUCAUUUAGUAGCAUCAACAAAUGGUGAUGUCCUUGCCAAGUGGAAGGCACCUGGAUCCUGGCGGUUGCUAUUUGGUAGUGGUUUGCCUGCUGCCAUCUUCUGAUGGAUUUGGGUCCUCUUGUGCUGUUCAUGAGCUUCCGGUUGCCCCAGCUUAAAUGGACUACUUGGCUAUGAUGGUUAUUUAUUUGUUCAAUCAAUGACAAGUAACAAGUAGUAACUUGUAAUUUGGCCUGCUUAGUUUUACACCAAAAUAUUGAGUGGAAGAGCUGAAAGUAAUCCUAUCCUCUGACACUUUUACAUUCUGCUGUGAAAUAAAACUUGAAGAAGUGGAUACCAUUUUAUAUGCUGACUAAACAAAUCUAGGUCUGCGCAGAUACACUUGAAUGUGCAGCCACUGGGAUACUUCAAACAAGGAUUACUAAUAAGAAUACAAGUAACAUGUUCUUCAACAUGUAAUCAACGUUGCUCAGAGUUUUAGGCCACCAAAAUCUCUGGACUCAGCGUACAGAUAUUUUGAAUUAAAGGAGUACAAAAAGGAUUUACAGUUUCUGUAUUACCGUUUAACAUUGAAUAGCUAUUAAAAUAUUCUAUUUUAAACUACUAA